Molecule: messenger RNA, 1539 nt
Organism: Paramecium tetraurelia
Lineage: Eukaryota; Ciliophora; Oligohymenophorea; Peniculida; Parameciidae
Exons: 14
Molecular function (GO): protein binding
Source: RefSeq, a predicted model, not a curated record
AUGAAAUAGCCCGACAAUUCUAAAUAUGAAGUUGAUAAACUGUACUCCAAAGGUUUAAGGUUAAUGAGCGAUGAAAAUUAUUAGAAAGCAAUUAACACCUUCGAUCAUAUUUUAAGAAUUGAUCCAAAGAAUUUCGAGUCUUUGUGCUAAAGAGGUGAAUGUUUAAGAUCUUUAGAAAAAUAUUCAGCUGCUUAAGAUAGUUUUCAAAAGGCAUUGCUGAUCCAACCAAAUAAUCUAGAAUUAAUACUUAAACAAAGUAUUUCGUAAAAGAAUUCGUUUUAGGUUUAUGCUUAAUAUAAUUGGAAAAAUACCGCAUUAAAAUACGAACCUAAGAAUAUUGACCUUUUAUUCAAUAAAAGUUUAUGUUUAAAGAUGAUGAACAAUUUUGAUAGGGCUUUGAAUUGCUUAAAUGAGGCAAUUAAAAUUGAUAAUAAGAAUAUCAAACUGUUGCUUCACAAAAAACUCGAAAAAUAUGACUAAGCAUGUAUACCAUUAGAUUAAGCCUUAAAAUUGGAGCCUAAGAAUGUUGAAAUAUUAUUGAAUAAGAGUAUCUGCUUAAAGAUGAUGAAAUAGUAUGUUUAGGCUUUAGAGCUUUUAGAUAAAGCACUUUAAUAUUCGCCAGAAAAUGUGAAUUUGAUGCUAAAUAAAUGUAAUUAAAGUUUGAUUUUAGGCUUUUGUUUACAGGCUUUAAAUAAAUAUGAUCAAGCCUCUAAAACAUUGGAUAGAGCCAUAUAAUUAGAACCCAAAAAUUUUGAUGUUUUAUUUAUGAAAGGUUUGUGUCUAAAGAUUCUAAAUGAAGUUGAUAAGGCAAUAUAAUUUUUAGAUAGAGCAUUAGAAAUAUAACCAAAAAAUGUUGAAGUAUUAUUAAAUAAAGGCAUUUGUUUACAAAUGUUAAACAAGUUUGAUCUAGCUUCUAAAGUAUUUGAUAAUGCUAUAACGCAUGAUAACAAAAACAUAGAUUUAUUUAAGAAUAAAGGGAAUUGUUUAAUAUAACUCAAGAAGCAUUCUGAGGCUUUGCAAUAUUUUGAUAAAGCAUUAGCUUUUUAACCACAAAAUGUUGAAAUAUUAAUCAAUAAAUGUUAAUGUUUAAUGAUGAUGGAGAAUUAUUAAUAAGCUUGCUAAUCAAUUAAUUUGGUGUUAAGAAUUGAUUCUAAAAAUAUUCAAAUGUUAUUAAAUAAAAGUAUAUGUUUAAGAAAUCUAAAUUAAAUCAAAGAAGCACUUGAGUAGCUUGAUAUUGUUUUAUCUAUUGAACCUCAGAAUAUCGAGGCUUUGAUAAAUAAAUGUCAAUGUUUAAAAUUAUAAAAAGAAUAUCUUAAAGCCCUGCAACAAUUAGAAAAAGCUUUAUGCAUCGACCCAAAAAAUUUUGACCUUCUUAAGGAUAAGGGUGUUUUGUUAAGAAUAAUCGAAAAAUACGGAGAGGCUUUGCAAUAAUUUAAAUAAGUAGAGAAUAUUUAACCAAAUGAUGUGGAAAUUUUGUUGAAUAAAGGUAAGAAAUUUAAGAAUCAAAGGUAUUUGUUUACUAAAACUAAAUAAAUGUGA